ACCACCUGGGUUUUUUUAACGAAAUCUAAGCACACGGGUGUUUUCGCAUUUUGCCCCCAAUCGAAAUGCGGCCGCCGUGGCCAGGAUUCGAUCCCGCGACUUCGUGCUUAGCAGCCCAACACCAUAGCCACUAAGCAACCACGGCGGGUAAUUUGGAAAUAAUUGGGCAAUUGCGUAUGAAAAACUGGGCAUGUGCCAUUGGGUAUGUGCCGCUCUUCAAUUAAAAAACAACAAAAAAAAGGAAGCGUGAGAGUGGAUCCCAGCCACUCCGCACUUUUACAUAUCACAGCUCUGUCUAUGCCUUUCACGUUAUCACUUUCAUAAUUAUAAUUAUCACGAUAAUCAUCAUAAUGAUCAGCAUAACAUAUAAAACAUAUCCCCCCAUCACCAAUUACACACCCGUCAUAAAAAAUAUUGCUAAUCGCAUUAAUGUUGCCAAUCAUCUCCAAAAAAUGGAUGUGCUGUCAAUUUUUUUUUUUUUUAGAAGCUUGUGUCAAUAAGUUCUUUGUGUGUGAUGGUGUAUUCUAAAUGCUGAUAUUAGGUUUGUUUGUUUUCCCUGCCCGUUUACUUCUUUUCAGGCAGCAAUGGCUGGGGCUAUUGACACUGUGCUGUAGCUGCUUGCUGUGCGGAUGGAGGACUUGGCACCACAGCUGGGUGGCAUACUCGUCGGUGACACCAGCAGUGAUGAGCCCAACUCACAGAGCACACUGUAUUCUGGCGGCAUCAGUGUCCCUGUGACCUUGGUGGUGUCGGGUGGCCUCCCUGACCAAGCAGAUAUGGAAACCCACAGCAGUGCCAUGUUGUCCACUCUAGCACUACAUACUGAUGAUGGUUGUGGCCCAGCAACACAAUUUUUUCUUGAGCAACUAGCUGAUGGCCAAACACGCCUAAAAACUGCAGACGGGCAUAUGUUGGAAGUUGACAUUGACCCAGGAACUGUUGGCCUUGUUCAAGGGAAUUCUGGAGUUCCUGUGCUACUCCAGGUGUCACCUGAUGGGACAUUACUCCAGAGAGAUGAUGUGCAGAUAGCAUUGGCAGCAUCGGGCGCAGUGGCUGAUAACUCCACUGACAGCACAGAGGAACAACGCGAGGGAGCUGGCAGCUCUACACCUUGUGAAGACUCGGAAGAACCCAUGUUUCAAGAUGGGGAGCCGAUGCCUCUACAGAUGUACCUCCAGGUGGGUAAGGAAGCAGCUGAUGAGAACAGUGCCUCCAUGGAGGAUGUUGUCCAGGCAAAUACUGGCACUGCUGUUGCCAUUGUCACUCCUGAUGGUGACGAAUCGGAUGCUGAUGAACUGCCAACACCCACUGUUGUUCGACGUGUAGAGCGAGUGGAACGUCUGGAGGAUUUUAUGGAUGUGGUGACUACAUAUCACUGCAAGUUCUGUAGCUUCUCCUGUGCCUGGCGCUCUGGACUUAUGUCCCACUUCAGGAGUUGCCACGUGGCCCCAUCAUCAGGCAGCAGCUUCGAUCCCAUUGAACGACCUGUUAACAGCAGACCCGCAGUAAAGCCAGCAUCCAAAACUGCCCGAGCAGGCAGCAAUGCGGUGGCUUUUGCCCUGACUACAACAGGUCCUGGUUUGAACACUGCUGUUGCUGGCGCUGCUACUGGUGCAGGAGCUGAGCCAAGCAUAGAAGUUGACACUGGUGCUACGCAGCCUGCAGUGACUGGUCCAGAGGAGCCUCCUCAGCCUCCCACCGGCACACCAGCCAACACGCAAGUCAGUGAAACUACAUCAAAGCUGGCUACUGACACUGUACCCAGUCGUGCUCCUAUGGAUGCUUCCUUAGUGCUGGAGAGUGCACUGGCCAGUAUGGUGUCCACUGGCAGCAAUGAAGUGCUGCCAAGUGGCAGCAGCCUGCUCCCAAGGGGUGAGGAUGGUCAACCAGUGCCAGCCCAAGAGCGACACAUUUUCAUCUGUGGACAGUGCAGUCAUGGCUUUGGCUCCCUGGAUGAAUGCAAGGAACACAUGGUUGAGGUACAUGACUUGAAAGUUGCUGCCGAGUGUGGUGUAGAGUCAAAGAAGACUGCAACUGGCCGCAAGCGAGGCCGGCCACGAGUUAUGCCUGAACUAUCCAGCAGUGCAUCCGGCACAUCCUGCACAGCUACUACUGGCUCUGAUGUGAUCGAAGGUGCAUUGCAGUCUGUUGAUGAUGGGGAUUUGGAUGAUGGCAGCAAUGAAGCACUUGGCAAGCGUAGAGUACGCCCUCCUAAGAACCUCGAGGAAGACUACUUAGUAGCUCCAGCUAGAAGACGGCGUGCAAAGAAAGAAAAUGCUGCUGAGAGGCAAUACAGGUGCGGGGAACGCAGUUGUGGUUACCGUUUCCGUACUGAAAGCAGCCUUGAAUAUCAUGGGCGGUGCCAUACACCCACUGGCACCCGACCAUACCGCUGUCCAGAGUGUGGGGAACAGAGAGACCAUUGGCGCAGCCUUGCUAUGCAUCUUUGGAGAAGUCACAUGCUGGACUUGGACUUGCACAGGUGUGCUCAGUGCGAGUACCGGACAUUCAGUGCUUUCAAGCUUGAGAACCACGCACGAAUUCAUAGUGAGGAGCGUGACUUCACAUGUGCCCAGUGCGGAAAGGGUUUCAAGCAGCUCUCACAGCUACGUAACCAUCAUGUUGUGCAUUUGGACCGCAAGAACACACCACAUAAACGUUGGUACAGCCAGCAGACCUGUGAACUUUGUCAGCGCACAUUCUCAGACUCCAAAUGUUUACGCAAGCACCAUCAAGCAGUUCAUGGAAAGGUGAAGCCAUAUGUGUGCUCGUUCUGUGGCCACAUGUCUGCACGCAAGGCCAUGCUACAACUGCACCUCCGCCAGCACACAGGGGAGAAGCCAUUUGCAUGCAACCUGUGCGAGUACCGCACAGGCGACCACAAUUCACUGCGCAGGCACAAAAUGCGUCACUCUGGUACCAAGCCGUACAAGUGCCCACACUGCCCUUACGCCUGCAUCCAGGCUAUCUCAUACAAGAUGCACAUGAAAAACAAGCAUCCUGGCUUGGAUGGAUUGUAUGCCUGUUCACUAUGCAGUUUUCGUUCAGUAAGCAAGGAGAACUACACCAACCACAUGUCAGACCAUAAACGAGGUUUCCUUGCCGUGCCUGCCCAGCUUUCCAGUCCGAGCACAGCCAACUCUACAGCUAGCACAGAAGGCGAAGGACUGCAGUUGCCUGAAGGCACCCUGCAGCAGCUGGAAGGUAUUCUACCAGGCAACUUAAAUGCAGCUCAACUCAUCUAUAGCUGUUUAAGUGCCCUACAGCAGGAAGGGGGAUCUGCCAACCUGCCUCCUGGUGUAACUACAUACUCAACUGGUGAUGGCACACAGACAAUCACUAUACAGGUUCCCUCAUCCACAGCAGGAGAUGACAGUGGAUCAUCACUUCUGGCAACACCUUCUGAACAAGACCAGUUUUAUUUGACAGUACAACAACAGGAAGAUGGAAGUAUGGCUUACCUGAGUGGGGAGGGAUUUUCGUCACAGGGAGCUGAUAUGGACGACGAUGCUGCAGGCCUCAAGAUCAGUGCUGUGCACUUCACAGGAAGCAGAUAAUGCUGUUUCAAAGGCUCCUAUACCCUGGAACUGCUGCAUGUGAACUGAAACAGGCCCAGAGUGCGGAAACUCAACUUUCACAUCUGCAUCAUCAUCAUUAGAAGCUUGAUGCUCAUGCAAACAGUAUCUGUUGACGCCAUGUGCAGCUUCUGUACUGCAGGCCUCACAGUUGUGCCAUGAGCUCAGUUCAGUCUGUGAUUAGGUUGUGAUGGUGUGCUUUAUGAGUACUAUGAGGCUGCAUUUUAACACAUUUUUGUUUUGUGGUAGAACUGGAAUGGUGGGCUUUGACCCUGAGUACUGUGAAGCAGAUUUUUUUUCCUCUUAAGCUGUCAGGCAGCCCAUUGUUUUUACUUGUCUACAGAUUUUUUGAAUGAGGAUGCUAUUGCCAAUUUUUUGCAUGAUAAUUCAAACGAGCCUCUGGUUCAGCCAGACCAACAAUUUCUGUUUUUAUUUGCUAGAUGAGCAAUUCUUUUUUACUAUACAAACUAGCAGAAGGUCUAGUAUGCUAAUUGUUUGAACAGUUGCUUGGAAAAUGGUGCACUGUACUGUGAUGCUGCUCUAUAUCACGUGGUGUAGUAUGCAUGAAAGGAAAAGCCCUACUCCGCAGUAACAAUGAAAAAGAUUUUUAAAUAGAGCAUUGCGUGGGUUUCAUCAGAAUAAUGCUAGUUUAUUUUUUUGCUCUUUUUUGUUUACUAUUAAAUGUUGCUUAUUUCAGAUAGCCAGCGAUAGAAUUUUUUAACAAAUGCUAGAGGCUACUUUUCAUGGUAGAGUGUACUGCAUGCCAGCUCGUGUUUACGUGUAUUAGAGAGGUUUAGCUGAGCAUUUAGCUUGCCACAACUGUUCAGGGGGAAUGCCAGUGCAUGUGCGUACAAUGCUCAUGCCAGCAGUGUAAGGUAGAAGAACACUGCCCUCAUUCCGCUGCCGAAACAGUUGAGGAGAGCGUGGUAGUACGUCCACUUGGCUUCGUCAUUUUGCAGCCAAGCUGACAGCACGUUGCUAGCUUUUCUGGGAGAUGCCUUCAUGAAAAAUUCGAUAUCAGUGCAGUUAUCUGCAGUGCCCAAGUGUGUGAAAAGUGAACAGAGCAGACCGUAAGCAGCACUCAGCUAUAACUGUCUGUCAUGUGCAACUGAGCUGUCCAGUAGGCUUGAGUCAUUGCUGGAAUGUGGACUUUUAAGCUAGCACUCUACCAGAAAGGAACUAGUAUAGCAUAUCAUGGAUGCCUUUUUGUUAAUUUUUAAUUUUACCAUUGUUGCAUUUUUUAUUUCUUUGUUUGUUUGUUUCUUAGUAGAGCAAAGCAAAUACUUCUGAAGUGAAGGCUUUGAUGAUGUUUUGCAAACAAUUUCGAUAAAUCUGUACUGGAGCUCAGCUUUGCAGUGUCCUUUUACAUGUUGCGCUCUCACAAAUUGCAUUGACUAGCCAUAUUACAUUGUGGAACUCGUUUGACGAUGCAUGCCGUCAGGCGAGAUUGUACUGCAUAUUUAAAAUUGCAAAGCAUAAACCAACACACAAGAAAAGAAAAGGAACACUGUGUAGAACUCACUGUGCUAUGCUUUAUGUCUGACCUUUGUCUCUUGUUCAACCUAGCAUUUGUGUAAUGCUUAUAUUUUACUAUUUGUUAUGUAUUCAGUGUUGUGCAGCAUGAGGUGGAUAUAAUGUGAACACUGGAACACUGCAGCAGAACAUGGCUCCCCAGUUGAGACAGAUGGAGCAACUUGCACCGCUGCAAAAGUUUUAUUUCCCUGCUAGGGGAGCUGGUGUUGCCAGCAAAAGUUCGAGCAGUGAUAGCAUCACUGUGAUGUGAAGAAAUGCAUUCACAUGCCUACAGAAUGUGUUUCACUGCUUCAAAUUUAUUAUCAUUAUAAUGAGCAAAAUAUAACAAGUAUGUAGAGCAACAGUAGUUGCCCCCUUCCCCCUCCCCUUUCCUAUUUCUUUACUUGAGCCUUGAUUUUUGGGAACUUCUCAGUUUUGAAUUUCCAUAUUUCAAAUUUCAACCACUGUUAGAAACAUGGUACUGUGGAAAAUUUUUGUUGCAGCUGGCCUUUAAGUAAUAAUUAGCAAUUCUAUAGACGCUUUGCAGCACUGCAGCAUAGACGCAGCCACAUUUGAUCACAUGGGCAUGCUAACAUAAGUGGCCUUGUACUUGGAAAGGCUGGUCACGGAGCUGCUGUACGGCAGAGGAAGAGUAAUACUUUUCAAAAGCACUACUAAAUAGAUGACCCUUCGACCAACUGUAUGUCAAUCUAAUAAUGUACAGAACAUGCAGUUAACAAUUCCGAGGCACCAUCUCAGCAUUUUUUAUCAAGUGAUAUUAAUUGCAAGGUGUAUGCUGUGCAUGAUGAAUUAGUUUCUUCACCGAUAAAGGGCUUUUUACCAAUGAAUAUAAAACUCAACAACUCUGGGCUUGCCUGGAUAUGAAAACUCAGCUGCACUGCAUGUGUUUUUUACCUUUCGGAGACAUUUCAUGAUCUGUUGACAUACACGAUUUGCCUCGGUCUGCUUGGCAGAGCAUGCUUACGUCUUCUUAUCUACUUGGUAUUGAUACUAUGGCUAACCAUGCAGAAAGUUGCAAAACUCAUUUCAGAACUCUUUAUAUGCCAUAUGCUAUGGAUAUAUAGCUUGGAGCACAUCAGCAAGUGACAGCUGUUGGAUGCCAUCAUCACAGCUAUAUCAAGUAAACUACACUUGAUCAGCACGUAUCCUUCAUUGACUGUUGGAGUGGGAGCUAAGCAAGGUUUAAAUAGGAAAGCAGCAUGCUUUGGAAUCUACUGGAGCUAGCCUUAGGCGCUUCAUUCCUUUAUAGUUAGUAAAAUGCAUUACACCCUCUAUCUCUAUUUCUAGGCAGUUGCACCUGUCUUCAAAUAAUGCAACUAUUGUGGGUUUAAGAGUAUUCUUGGUCAGUACAGAAAGGCGAGGUGUAACAGUUGAACUACUCGCUGCCAUGGAUAAGCCAUACCAUCGAUACAGUAUUGCCGCCCUAAUGUUUCUUCAAUUGCAAUGUGUUUAAGGUGGAAAGAAAUUUCCUAUAUGUAAUAAUAUUGCACUGACCAUAUGCGCAUAACUGUGUAGAAAUAGUGCAAAAGUCAUGGAAAGCGAUGCAAGAGUAGUGCUCAGCUGCGUACCAUGCAUAAUACUACUGUACAUAGAGAUGUCAUUUUCACGAUGCAUAGUGAUACAGAAGCCAAAAUUGGUCAUUUCUCUGUAGGUCUGCAAUCCUUGGCUACGAUUUUGUUGCGUCGCCUUUUUUGAUGCUAAUGCCUUUCGGCGCUUUUCGCGUUAGUGGGUAGUCAAGAGACGCUCCACACCGGGUAGAGCUUCACUUGACUGCUCGCAAACGCGAAGGAAAACGGGAUUACUACAAAAUCCUGGCCCUUCACUGCUGGAUGAACUUAUCUAUUUAUAGUAAGCAGCCAUCUUUAUGCAGCAAAUGACGAUGGCCUUUGCUCAGACAUGAGCUCUGUGCUUUGGUAAGGCCAUCAAUGCAUGUUGGUGGGCUUACAGAGAAAACUAGACCGAGACUCGGCUACUCCUCGUUACAACUUCUUUUCUCUCACAGUGCCUGCCUGUAUAUAUUUAUUCUCCUUUUUCUACAAUGCAAUUACAGCAAGCAUAGCUUUUUCUUCAACUCAUUAUAUUUCCUUAUCAAAUGCCCCCCCCCCCCCCCCCCCCCCCCCACACACACACACACACACACACAGACACAGCGGAUGGUAAACUGCACAUCCAGUUGCCCUUGCCACACAUUUUAGCCCUGCACAAGGCCGACAAUGGAAGGAGGUGUGCAUGCAACUGGUGUCGCCGUCUGAUUUCCAAUGUGCAAACUGCUUGCUGCAAAGUGUUUAUAGCAUGCAUUGUUUCUGUUGGCCAUGGAUUAAAUGACCUUGCUCUGGCUGUGUUGGGUUUUGUCACCUGGAGACAGAAUCUGUUUUGAAAAUUACAUUGAUGAGAAUGUAGUAGUAAUGAGUGCUUGGUGCAACUUGAUAUUGUUAUGUGCGCAUUGGCGCAAGUGCAGAAGAACUUUUGAUUUUGUAUGCAACUACAAAAGCUUUGUUCAAAAGCAUGCCUACAUGAUUCAGUAGAUCAGUUCCCCAUUGUUUUCUCGACUAGUGCUGGAUACAAGAAACAGCACAGCGAGGGUGGUUAUGGCAGUUUACUAGACUGAAAUGUAGUGUAUGAAAAAAAAAAGGACAUACAGGUUAACACAUUCUAGAUUGAUGUCUGUGUUAACUCACUUCAAAGGUAUAGGUUGUAUAAAAAACCCAUUAUCUAGGACAGCAUAGCAUUGUAUUUGUGGUUGGAGCUGUACUAGCGCAAAUAUUAUGGUACUCUUGUACUAACAAUAGUGUGAAUAGGUGCUGUCCUGUCAUGAAAUGUUGACAUGGCUUCUAGGAAUCUUCCAAUGACCGAGCUUAUAGGUCUAGUCUUUACAAAAGUGUACAUAUGUGUACAUUAAACAAAUUUCAUUUUCAUAAUGCUGUUCUGCAGCUCUCCACAUGUAUUAGUGACAUGCUGUAGACCCCUAGUUUGUCUUCCAUGUUUCAAAGCGGUUAAGAUGUAUCGUGUCAGUUCUUGCUUAAAUGUGGAGCUGGAAAAUUGCAAUCUUUGUAUGAAAAUAAACCUAUUGGGUUGAUUAUUUGUUUUGUUCA
Molecule: messenger RNA, 8200 nt
Organism: Dermacentor andersoni
Lineage: Eukaryota; Metazoa; Arthropoda; Arachnida; Ixodida; Ixodidae
Biological process (GO): regulation of transcription by RNA polymerase II
Cellular component (GO): nucleus
Molecular function (GO): RNA polymerase II transcription regulatory region sequence-specific DNA binding; DNA-binding transcription factor activity, RNA polymerase II-specific
Source: RefSeq, a predicted model, not a curated record